This is a messenger RNA of Argiope bruennichi, 2313 nucleotides long. RefSeq names its product sorbitol dehydrogenase-like. Gene Ontology annotation, biological process: D-sorbitol catabolic process. The record is from RefSeq and is a predicted model, not a curated record. NCBI's taxonomy places the organism in Eukaryota, Metazoa, Arthropoda, Arachnida, Araneae, Araneidae. The transcript is spliced from 8 exons. Gene Ontology annotation, molecular function: zinc ion binding; L-iditol 2-dehydrogenase (NAD+) activity. The coding region runs from base 648 to 1700 and encodes 350 amino acids.
GGAAAAGACGAUUCCAUUCUGUUUUCGUAUACGAAAAACGACUCUUGACUUUGAGGCACUGGAUUUCUCAAGCUAGCCGGGCUCAUAGAGUUAAACAACUUGAAAAUUUUUAAAUGUUAGUGAUAUAAUUGAAUCAUCAAAUUAGACGAAGUUAAUCUAAUCUAAUAAGCUAGGCGAAUGCACAGAGAAGCAGCAAAUGAUUUCGCCUUGCUGUCAACUCGGCGUCGAAAAGGCUAAAUUAAAAUGUUAUCGGCUGCAUUCUUUCAAAAAAGAGAAACAAUAAUCUGAAAAGGAUUAUCUUUUAUUGGUUAACCUAUCCUCCCCUCCCCAUCAUUUCUUCUUUAUCGAUGAAUUCUUUUGGGAUGGAAAUGCGAAUCUUAUCGAAGACAAUAACAAUUUUUUUUUCGAACAAUUUUUACUGCUUAUACAACUUACUUUCAAAGUCAAAGACAAGCAUGAAUAAAAGAAGAAAAAGAAAGAGGGGGGGGGGAUGGUAUGCCACCUGUUGAACCUGCUUGUUAUCUUCAAGGAGAAUCGGCGAAAUUGUUUAUUUAUCUGUAUUGACAUUUUCCAGUGUUACCUUUCUUUCUAAGCAUAGAAUAACAGUAUAAGCGAAGGAAAAACAAUUUUUCUUUGAAAUUUUAAUAAUGACAACUAAAAAUUUUGCUGCUGUUCUGCGGCGAAAAGGAGAGCUUGUUUUGGAGAAUCGCAAUGUGCCAGAGCCCUUAAGUCAUGAGGUUUUAAUUUCCAUCCAUACUGUUGGCAUUUGUGGCUCUGAUGUUCAUUAUUGGAAACAUGGACAAAUUGGAGAUUUUAUCGUCAAAGAGCCAAUGAUUUUAGGGCAUGAAUCUAGUGGUACUGUAAUUAAGACUGGUAAUCAAGUGAAACAUUUAAAACCAGGAGAUCGAGUAUGUAUUGAACCAGGAGUGCCCUGUAGAAGAUGUGAAUUUUGUUUAGGAGGGCGAUAUAAUCUGUGUCCAGAUAUAAAAUUCUGUGCUACACCUCCUGUUGAUGGAUCUCUUUGUCAAUAUUAUUGCCAUGAUGCUGCUUUCUGUUACAAGUUACCUGAAAAUGUAAGCUUAGAAGAAGGAGCUUUAAUGGAGCCCCUUUCAGUUGCAGUUCAUGCUUGUAGAAGAGCACAAGUAACUGCUGGAAAAUCUGUGCUAAUAUGUGGAGCUGGUCCAAUUGGACUAGUCAAUCUUUUAACUUGCAAAGCCAUGGGAGCAACAAAAAUAUGCAUUACAGAUAUUUCUGAAAACCGCUUGGAUAUUGCAAAAAAACUAGGUGCUACUUUCCAAAUUAAUGUGAAAGAUCUGGAUACAAAAACAGCAGUAUCAGAAAUUAAGUCCUUGCUAGGAGGAUCACCUGAUAUUACUAUUGAAUGUAGUGGUGCAGAAUUAAGCAUUAGACUUGCUCUUUUGGUUGCAAAAUCUGGAGGAGUAGUGAUGUGUGUUGGUCUUGGAGCUCCUGAAAUUAAAAUUCCCAUUAUAGAAGCCAGUGUUCGAGAAGUGGAUAUAAAAGGCAUUUUCCGUUACGCAAAUUGCUAUCCUACUGCAAUAGGAUUAGUUUCCAGUGGUGCUAUAGAUGUAAAACCUUUAAUCACACAUCAUUUCAAUUUGGAAAAUAUGCUUGCAGCUUUUGAAACUUCUGCAUCUGGUGCUGGUGGUGCUAUUAAAGUUCUUAUCCACUGUUCUGAAUAAAAAACCAUUGCAUAAAUGUAAAGUGCCAAAAGGAAUUUGUGUUAAUUUUGUAUUUCUUAAUUUUUGUAAACAUUUCUUUGUUAAAAAUGAUUUUGAAGACCUUUUAAAUACUAUUUUUCUUGAGACUUUAAAAGUUUUUUAUUAUGAAACAAUGCUUUUUAUUAUUACAUAAAGCAUAGAAAACAGCAAGUAUGAAUUUGUUAUCUAGAUUUAGCUCGAAGGUAUUUUAUAAUUGUGUAUUUUUUUAAAUCUUAUUUUUCCAUUACUAAUGUUGUCUAUACUACUUUGAAUCAAAAGAUUGUUACAUUUAUCCAUUCCAUUUAUUAUGAAACAUUUCUAUCUUGUUACUAGAUUUUGAUAAAUUCCUUAUUAAAAUUAUUGGUGAUAUAUUAUGUGCUUAUCAUUUUGUUAGUUUCCAGACCUAAAGGAAUCUACUGAAAACGUUAAAAAAAAUGUUAAUAAUAAUUUUUAAAACAUCUGAUGUGUGUCAAGUUUGAAAUCUCUUUAAAGGGACUUUGGUCAAUAGCAUGAUCAAAAGACUAUAAUAACUAAAUAAUUAGUUAGGGUUUUCUUGUUUCUAAUAAAGUUAUAUUGAUUGAAGCUUCCAACUAGU